Molecule: messenger RNA, 1419 nt
Organism: Colletotrichum truncatum
Lineage: Eukaryota; Fungi; Ascomycota; Sordariomycetes; Glomerellales; Glomerellaceae
Product: amine oxidase
Molecular function (GO): oxidoreductase activity
Source: RefSeq, a predicted model, not a curated record
AUGCCUGCGCGCUUUGUUGCUUUUUUCGGUCUUUUGACCCUGGCGGCAACAACGGCCAUCCCUGACAGUACUGCCGCAAGAGUAAUCGAGAGAGAUGUUAUUAUUCUGGGAGGUGGUGCGUCUGGCUCUCACGCUGCUGUAAGACUCCGGGAGGACCUUAACAAAACCGUGGUUGUGAUUGAGAAGAAAAACCGACUGGGAGGCCAUGUCUCGACAUAUGACGACCCAAAGACUGGAAAGCCGUAUGAUGUCGGAGUUUAUUCGUAUACCGACUACCCGGGAGCUCGCGAGUUCUUCGACCGUUUCAACAUUCCGAUUCAGGAUCCGUUACGCCUUGCGCUAACAAACCUUUAUGCUGAUUUCGACACUGGCAAGCUCGCAAACUACUCAGCUCCUACCUAUAACGCCACUCAAGCUGGUCUCAGGCAGUACCUCACGCUCUGUGAAAGGUACGAGGAGUUCAUCCUCCCAUCAUACGCAAAGUUUCCCGACGCUGGCGAUGGAAUCCCCGAAGACCUGACGCUCAAGUUCUCCGAUUUCGUUAAGAAACAUCGUCUCGAAGCCGCCGUUCCUCGCAUCUUCCAAGUCACAGGUCUGGGAAUGGGCAACCUCGGAGACCAGACGACUCUAUAUGUUAUGCAGGCAUUCGGCGCUCCCAUUACUCGCUCUUUAUUAGGAAUCAUCGGAUCGUUUGUGCCUGUUUCCCUAAGGAAUCAGGAUAUCUACGACGCUAUUUCAGAGCAACUUGGAGACGAUGUUUUCUACUCCUCAACUGCUAUCAAGACCGUCCGCAGCGAAGAAGGUGUGGAGGUCCUGGUAAAGGGCGCCGAUAACACACGUACCCUCAUCCGCGCGAAAAAGCUGCUCAUCUCGUUUGAGCCCACGCUCGAUAACCUGAGGGGUAUCGAUAUUGAUGAGCAGGAGACCUCCGUCUUCGAAAAGUGGCAGUGGUCUGCAGUCUACGCCGGUGUCGUCUCCCACCCUUCGCUCUCCGACAGCUACGGCUACACUAAUAACGUCCCUACCAACUGGAUGUCUCUCCCCCGCACGCCUUUUGUUGAUGGAUUCUCUUAUCUCGGCGGUGAUAAUUUCCGCGUGCUUGUUUCCUCUACUGGGAACCUCGACAGCCGCGAGGCCCAGAGGAUGGUCGAGAAGUCCCUCAAGCACCUCGCCGAUGCAGGCACUAUACCUCCCCUGGGCAAGCAGCGCCCUGAAAUCAAGUAUUGGGCAAACCACGGACCGAUGCAUCUCCAUGUUUCCCCCUCCGAACUGAAGGCUGGCUUCAUUACGAAGCUAUACGCCUUGCAGGGCCGCAAGAACACCUACUUUACUGGCGGCGCUUGGACGGCGCAGUUCUCGACCAUCUUGUGGGAGUACAACAACCAGUUUGUUUUACCAAAGCUGCUAGCAGAGUUCUGA